Cynocephalus volans (Philippine flying lemur) is the source of this 3374-nucleotide messenger RNA. It is a transcript of the gene RBFOX1, whose product is annotated as RNA binding fox-1 homolog 1. The coding region runs from base 230 to 1486 and encodes 418 amino acids. The transcript is spliced from 13 exons. Gene Ontology annotation, cellular component: cytoplasm; nucleus. NCBI's taxonomy places the organism in Eukaryota, Metazoa, Chordata, Mammalia, Dermoptera, Cynocephalidae. Gene Ontology annotation, molecular function: mRNA binding. The record is from RefSeq and is a predicted model, not a curated record. Gene Ontology annotation, biological process: regulation of alternative mRNA splicing, via spliceosome; nervous system development.
CUUUGCAGCUGCUGUGUCUCUUGGUUGUCUGGGAAGAAAACUUUCACAUUAAGAGUUGCUGAUGCGGAUUUUCUUUCUUUCCCCUUUCUGCGUUGAUGAGUGCCUGGCUCCUGACAGAAGCGAUUUGGCUCUCGGCUCUGUAGUUCAGAAGAGGCUGGGUCUAUAGAUUUUCCCCUAACUCUCCAUUGAUGUGUUGAGCUUCCGAGGGAAUAAUACCUUUGCUGAAGUCAUGUUGGCGUCUCAAGGAGUCCUCCUUCACCCUUACGGCGUGCCCAUGAUCGUGCCAGCAGCCCCCUACUUCCCUGGACUGAUUCAGGGUAAUCAAGAAGCAGCAGCCGCCCCUGACACGAUGGCCCAGCCUUACGCUUCGGCCCAGUUCGCUCCCCCUCAGAACGGCAUCCCCGCGGAAUACACGGCCCCUCACCCCCACCCCGCGCCAGAGUACACGGGCCAGACCACCGUCCCCGAGCACACGUUAAACCUGUACCCUCCCGCCCAGUCGCACUCCGAGCAGAGCGCCGCGGACACGAGCGCGCAGACCGUCUCCGGCACCGCCACACAGACAGAUGAUGCAGCACCCACGGAUGGCCAGCCCCAGACACAACCUUCCGAAAACACGGAAAACAAGUCCCAGCCCAAGCGGCUGCAUGUCUCCAACAUACCCUUCAGGUUCCGGGAUCCAGAUCUGCGACAAAUGUUUGGUCAAUUUGGUAAAAUCUUAGAUGUUGAAAUUAUUUUUAAUGAGCGAGGCUCAAAGGGAUUUGGUUUCGUAACUUUCGAAAAUAGUGCCGAUGCCGACAGGGCGAGGGAGAAAUUACACGGCACCGUGGUAGAGGGCCGUAAAAUCGAGGUAAAUAAUGCCACAGCACGUGUAAUGACAAAUAAAAAGACUGUCAACCCUUAUACAAAUGGCUGGAAAUUGAACCCAGUUGUGGGUGCAGUCUACAGUCCAGAAUUCUAUGCAGGCACGGUGCUGUUGUGCCAGGCAAACCAGGAGGGAUCUUCCAUGUACAGUGCCCCCAGUUCACUUGUAUAUACUUCCGCAAUGCCCGGCUUCCCGUAUCCAGCUGCCACCGCAGCGGCCGCCUACCGAGGGGCGCAUCUGCGAGGCCGCGGCCGCACCGUGUACAACACCUUCAGAGCCGCGGCUCCCCCGCCCCCGAUCCCGGCCUACGGCGGAGUAGUGUAUCAAGAGCCUGUGUAUGGCAAUAAAUUGCUGCAGGGUGGUUAUGCUGCAUACCGCUACGCCCAGCCUACCCCCGCCACUGCCGCUGCCUACAGUGACAGUUACGGACGAGUUUAUGCUGCCGACCCCUACCACCACACACUUGCUCCAGCCCCCACCUACGGCGUUGGUGCCAUGAAUGCUUUUGCACCCUUGACUGAUGCCAAGACUAGGAGCCAUGCUGAUGAUGUGGGUCUCGUUCUUUCUUCAUUGCAGGCUAGUAUAUACCGAGGGGGAUACAACCGUUUUGCUCCAUACUAAAUGACAAAACCAUAAAAACCUUCCAAUGUGGGGAGAAAGGAAGCUUUCCGAGGCCUGGGUAUUGCAAUACAUGCAGUAGUGCAUCAUUUUAGCAACUCUAAAAAAAUAGAAUAAAAAUUAAAAAGAGGAAAAAAAUUACAUUUUUUAUCUUAUACCUCAGAUAUUUUGUUCUGUGUAUUUUAAUAUUGUGGGUCUUUAAUUUCUGAAGGUUCCGUAGUUUGGUUGCUGGCUGUAGGAGUUUUUGUGGUUGAUCUAGAGAGAUGCUAGAUAUGAAUAAAAACUGGUUUAGGGCCAUAUCCAGAGUGCUAUAUCAUGUAAAUGAAUUAUAUAUGCUGAAUAUUAAGCUUCUGGGGUUAUCAGCUGUUUGGAAAGAGUAUAAGUGACUUCGGUAGUCAUUUUUUUCUGCAUCUGCAUUAUUUUAUUUUGUGAAAGGGAAGGGUGGGAACGGCUUAGGGGAUUGGAACUGGGGUUUGGCUGAAGGAAAAAAAUAUAUAGAAAAUAUAGUAACUGAUGAAUCCAAACGAUCCACUGCACCAACGUUCAUAUAUCCAAUGGUUCUAAGUUACUCAUUGCCAAUUCAAGCCAAAGGUUCUGUUGUAAAGGGGGUGCCUCUAGUAGCACUUGUGCAGUUGAGUUGAAUAAAGUUGUGCAAACCCACCCUUUAAACCAUUCCACCUGGCAGUAUUCAGCUUCUUAACCAGCCGCUAGUUAUUUAGGCAAAAACUGCUAGUUAGGCUAUCAACAAGCAUUCUUUUUAUAUUUCUUCCAGUAUAAUAAAUUAUUGAUAUCAUUGCUGACUUUUAUAUUAUGGGAGGGAAAAAAUAACAUUAAUAAAAAGGUGAUAAAAAGCACUGUUUCUAUUUUUUUCUUUUUUUCCAAAAAAAAAAAGAAAGUAAUAAAAACUUAAAUUCUUUGUACCAGUUAAAAAAAAAAUGUAUAAAAUUUACAUCUGUGCAGUGGAGUUGUUAAGUUCUAGAAACAGUCUAUGAGCUUUAGUUUUAGCCUAGUAGAACAACUGUUAGAGACAGACGUAUAAUUUUUAUGGAAUUACAUGAUAAUCAUAUUCGGAUUUAUAGAAGCAUUUUACAAGUAUUGCAAUCAUUGAGUAGAGAUAAUUAGGGUAUUUUCAUCAGCUUGGUACUUUUUGAAACACUGACUGCGUUGUGUAAGCAAUCUGCAAUUUUUCAGUCCGUGAGAACCUGCCCUUCCAUUUCUCCCCAAACCCAAGGACUAUCUCAGACCAGUUUCUUCAGCUCCAUCUCCAAGGCCCAGGACACUUGUCAGAAGGAAGCAAAAAAAAGUAGGUCCACUUUAUCCCUGAAGAACGAAGUCCCCUGACCCCUUCUCAAAUGCAGGGCCAGAGUGACACAGCCGAAAAAUUGCAGUUUGUCUGUACUACUUCUGUUUGAACUCUUUCCAUGUUGUCCUGUUUACAAGUUAACCUAAGUUGGGGUAUCCGUCAUGGGUCUUCCUGUUUUUGUAUUUAAUACAAACAGCAGCAAGCUGUCCCAAGUAGUUUUGCUGCCCUAGUUAAAUCCUCAUGUACACAGUGCAGGCCCUAUGGCGUGCACUUUAGUAAGGUAUCGACUCACCGCUGUGAACCUGCCAAUCCGCUGUAACAACUCUGCUUUAAAACAAAACCAAACAAAACUUAUAAAAAAAAAAAAGUGUUUGUGAUCCAGCUUUCUCUUGUCAUCCUAUGUGCAUGCCGUAAGAUCAGUUGGAUAUUAAACCAUCAAUAAAGUUUCACAAAAUUUGAAAACAAAGUUUCUGUAGCUUCGAUAUCCAAGACAGAUCACAGUUGUCUUGAACAGAGAGAAAGGGGGGAAACUGCUUAGCAGCCAAAAGCAAACAAAAUGUUCUUUUCACCAGACUUAUUUGGGUGGGU